This is a messenger RNA of Cuscuta campestris, 1473 nucleotides long. The record is from the annotation of a GenBank genome assembly. Lineage: Eukaryota; Viridiplantae; Streptophyta; Magnoliopsida; Solanales; Convolvulaceae.
GAGUAGUAUUUAAUUACUACGUACUUGGUCCGUCCCUGAGUGUUUGUCCACUUUUGACUUUUGGAACUGUUCAUCUAAGCACUUUGACUCAUCAAAUUCUCUCAAUGUGUAAGCCUAAAAAUAGUCAUGUGUGAUCUUGUUUGAUUCGUCUUAACAUAUAGAUUAUUAAUAUAUAAUUUUUAUAAUUUUUUAAUAUACAAAUUAUAAGAUAAAAUGGAUUAAAGAAGUGUAUUGGAUGGGGUGGGGGACAAAUGGGUACACCAAAUGGUGUACUCCUGGCAUUUUUCAAACCCAAAACCUGUCAUAUUUCAAAGCCGCCCCUGGCUGAGAUGCCCGGACAUAUUCUUGGUCUUAUAUUGUUGCUAAAGCGAAAACCAAGAAUUUUGAUUGACUGCAAAUUCAAGAAAGAAGAGGAAAACCAAAGAGAGAGAGAGAGAGAGAGAGGGAGAGGAGAUAUGGAGAUGAUGCUUUAUCAGCUUGGAAGAAACUCAUACGAAGAGUCCUUGAAAGUUCUUGAAGCCGAUAUUCAACAUGCAAAUGCUCUAGCUGCUGCAAUUCCAAGACAGAAAGGCAGAUCUUGCCUUCAAAUGGAACUGGUCUACAAUCAAUUUGCCCCCGUUUUUCUUUUUUUGCUCCGUUGGAUUGAUUGUUCCUGCUCCUUUCUUCUUCUCAAGUACCUCGAUCCUAUCUACAUCCUUAUUUACAAGGUAGAUGCUGAAGGAAGACUAAAGCUAUCCAGGCACGGAAGGAAGGCAACUAUUAGCGAUUUUUACGCUGUGAUAUUGCCAACGCUCCGCCGGCUCCAUCUUGACUUGGUGGAACUAAGGACAGACGCGAAGGAUGAAAACCGUGCCCGGGAAAGCAUUGGGAAGAAAAGAUUGAGAGGGGGGUCGAAAUUUGCGGACUUUGAUAGGGAGAGGGAGGCCGAGUGUGGAAUAUGCUUAGAGCCUUGCACCAAAAUGGUCUUGCCUAAUUGCUGCCAUUCCUUGUGCAUGAAUUGCUAUCGCGAUUGGAAUACGAGAUCAGAGUCGUGCCCGUUCUGCCGCGGGAGCUUGAAGAGAGUCCAGUCGAGAGACUUGUGGGUCCUCACGUCCAGCGACGACGUGGUGGACCCCGAUGCCGUGUCCAAGGAGGACUUGCGGCGUUUCUACCUCUACAUCAAGAGCCUGCCUAAGGAUUACCCCGACGCUCUUUUCUUGAUGUACUCCGAAUAUUUAAUAUGAAGAAGAAGAAGAAGAAGAGGUAUGGUUAUAUAUAUAUAGGAAAAAAGCCCUUUGAUCUCUCUCCAUGUAAAUAGAAUCUGUUAAACAGCCCCCCUUGUUAUUGUCUGUGGUGGCGUGUACUGAAUCUUCUUUUAACUCGUAAAUGAUAUGAAAAUUUGGAGUUAUGAGACUUGCAAAUCUCUUCAAUGUCCCAACAUUUGCCUUACUUUCAUUUUGCUUGUUUGUGUCUUAAUAAAUGUACUUUAAUAAA